AUGAACCAAAUUGAAAUCAAAACCACCAACUUUUCUCCAGAGCCCAAAUUGUUUUUUUUGGCCAUCUUUUUGGUAGACACGAUGACUCCAGAAGCUCUCCAGGCUGAAAUAAAGGAGCAGCACACGCUGCCUCUGGAGGCAGCAAAGGAGCGGGUGCUGCUGCUGCUGCAGGGGAAGCAGCAGCAGCGGCAGCAGCAGCAGCAGCAGCAGCAGCAGCAGCAAGAUGAGGACAGCGACGAAGAUGUGCAGUGUUUGGAAGUUGGCCGAAGGCUGAAGCUGCUUUGCCCCAUCACCUUUAUGCGGAUGGAGGAGCCGUGUCGCGGUCGUUUUUGCUGCCACGCGCAGUGCUUCGACUUGGGGGGCUUUUUGGAAAUAAAUAAAAACACAAAAGCUUUCAAUAGUCGCUGGAGAUGUCCUCAAUGUCAUUUGACAGUUUUGCCAAAAGACCUUUUCGUAGACUCUUUCUUCAAAACGCUGCUGCAGCAAACGCCCCCAGACGCCCCAGAGGUCGAACUCCAGGCGGACCUUUCUUACCGCGUGCUGUCGGACGAAGAGCUGAAGGCAGAGUCCAAGCGGGCGGAGCAGCAGCGGCAGUUGGCAGCAGAAGCCCUUUUGAAGCCCAAGGGAGAGGAGCCAGACACCACUGGGAAGGUCGCAUUUGAAGUCGUCGAUAUGCUCAGCGAAAGCGAAGCAGAAGAGACUCCAACAGCAGCAGCAGCAGCAGCACCAGCACCAGAAGCAGCAGCAGCAGCAGCAGAAACUGCAGCAGCAGCAGCAGCAGCUUCGGGGGCCCAGGGCCCCACCAGCAGUGCCACAGCAGCAGCAGCGCCGGGGGCUCCUGCUGCAGCUGACGGAUUUGCUGCUGCAGAUGGCAGGCGUAGGCCUGCUGCUGCUGCUGCUGCUGCUGCAGAGGACGACAGCAGCAGCAGCAGCAGCAGGUCUUCUGAUGAAGAGGGACAGAUGGGCCUCUCACUAAACGGCAGCGGCAUAUUUGGCGCUGCUUCUCAAGAGCCCCAAAAAGCAGCAGAAGUUCUUUGCCUCUCAGACUCUUCAGACGAUGAGCAGCAGCAGCAGCAGCAGCAGCAGCAGCAGCAGCAGCAGCGGGUGGCUGCAGCAGGUGCUGCUGUGAGCGGAAGCAAGCUGGGGGCUGAGGAGCCUCGUGUCCCGAGUCAGCCGUCGCAGCAGCAGCAGCAGCAGUAUCCGCUGCAGCAGCAGCAGCCAUCGCAGCACCAGCAGCAGCAGCAGCUAUCGCAGCAGCAGCAGCUAUCGCAGCAGCAGCCAUCGCAGCAGCAGCAGCAGCAGCAGCAGCGACCUGAUGGCGGAGGUGAGGUCAAUGCCCCCAUCGCACUGGACUCGGACACAGAUGAAGAAGAGCGGCAGCAGCAGCAGCAGCAGCAGCAGCAGCAGCAGCAACUGGGAGCUCCUGUGACUUCUGGGGGCCAAGGGGUCCCGUCUGAUUUAGUAGCUGCUGACAGGGCAGCUGCCACGCAAUGCCAAAGCAGCAGCAGCAGCAGCAGCAGCAGCAGCAGCAGCAGCAGCCGUGCCGAGGAUCAUGCGAGCAGCAGCAGCAGCAGAACAGAGGCCGCCGAGGGCUUGCGCUCUGCUGCUGUCUCCACUGAAGCAGCAGGAGGCCCUUCUGCUGGUGCUGCCUCAGCUGCUCCUGCUGCUUUAAGCAGCAGCAGCAGCAGCAGCAGCAGCAGCAGCAGCAGCAGCAGAGUUGAGCCGCAGCAGCAAGACACGGCACUCGAUUUCGCAGAAGCAACAGAAGCAGCAGCGCUGCUGGAGGAGAUCGACUGGGCAGCAGCAUCUCAGGCUUCUUCAGUUGGUGGGGGUUUUCCAGAAGCAACUCAGCCCCAAGCAGCAGCAGCAGCAGCAGCAGCAGCAGCAGCAGCAGCAGCGGCAGCAUCGCCUGCUGCUGCCGCUGCUGAACCAGCUGCUGCUGCAUCUCCUGCUGCUGCUGCCCCGCCUGCAGCAGCGCCAGUUGCUGCUGCUCUUGCAAGUGAGCAGACGCCGGCUGCAGCAGCAGCUGCAGCAGCAGUUGCUGCAGCAGCUGCAGCAGCAGCUGCUGCAGCAGCUGCAGCAAGAAGCCCUGUAGACCCAGAACAGAGAAAACCGGAGGCUCGUGCUGCCGCGGCAGAGGAACUCUUGCAGAUGCAGCAGCAGCUGCAGCAGCAGCCGCAGCAGCAGCAGCAGCAGCAGCAAGUGCAGCAGCAGCAGCAGCAGCAGCAGCAGCAGCAGCAAGUGCAGCAGCAGAAGCAGCAGCAGCAGCAAUGGUUUAGCAGUGAAGAUGGGCUACGCGCGCUGCAGGAGAGGUGCCAGCAGGAAUUGCUGCUGCGGCAGCGGCGCGCUUUUAUUCAGCAGCAGCAGCAGCAGCAGCUUUUGCAGAGCCGGCUGCUGAUGCUGCAGCCAAACAGAUACGCGGCCCUGCAGCAGCAGCGGCUUCUCCUGCAGCAGCAGCAGCAGCCAGCAGCGGCAGCAGCAGCAGCAGCAGCAGGUCAGCCCGGUGCAGCCCCUUGGCUCUUGCAGCCGCUGCUGCCGGGUGCAGCAGCAAGCAGCGUGGGUGCUGCACCGUCGGCUGCUGCCUCGUGGCCUGCUGUGCAGCAGCAGCAGCAACCGCAGCAGCAGCUGCAGCAGCAGCAGCUGCAGCAGCAGCAGCUGCAGCAGCAACAGCAGCAGGUGGCCGCGGGACUGCCGCUGCUGCUGAGCCUUCGCAGCACCCCGGCAGCAGCGCAGGCAGCAGUGCAGCAGCUGCUGACGACAGCGCAGAAGCAUGCAGAUGAAUCCACCCCACAGCAGCAGCAGCAGCAGCAGCAGCAGCAGCAGCAGCAGCAGCAGCAGCAGCAAGUGUCGAACCACGUGCAGCUAGCUGCGCGGCUCCCCGAGCUGCUGAGCCUCCGCAGCGGCCCCCAGGCAGCUCAGGCAACAGUGCAGCAGCUGCUGACGACUGCGCAGAAGCAUGCAGAUGAUUUAGCCAAGCAGCAGCAGCAGCAGCAGCAGCAGCAGCAGCAGCAGCAGCAGCAGGAGCCGGUGCCGCAGCAGCAGCAACAUGCCCAACAACCGCCAGCCUUAGAGAGGUGA
Molecule: messenger RNA, 3078 nt
Organism: Eimeria necatrix
Lineage: Eukaryota; Apicomplexa; Conoidasida; Eucoccidiorida; Eimeriidae
Product: protein inhibitor of activated STAT protein, putative
Biological process (GO): protein sumoylation
Molecular function (GO): zinc ion binding; SUMO ligase activity
Source: RefSeq, a predicted model, not a curated record